GCAACUGUCAAGUCAACCUCGAGCCGCCAGUACGCAUGGACUCACCCUGUCGGCCAGAUCGUCGGAACGCAAUAGGUUUAGAGUGAAUUGUGCCCAACAAUACACAUAUCUGGAGGGAAUCUUGCCUGUAGCAGUCCGGAUGUUGAACAGCAAUGGUGUCACUCAUAGACAACAACGUCUUUUCUCCCGUGAGAGAAGACAAAAGUCGCCGAAUUGCUUCGACGAACGGGCAGCUCCCUACAACUAGUGGUGGUAAGAUGGCGUUCGUUAUGAAUUCAAAUACGUCGAAAGAGUGUGAAAUCUGCAAUGAGGAUUUCAGCGAGGGCAACCAUUGCCCCAAGGUCCUCCCUUGUUCCCACUCCAUUUGCACUCUUUGUGUGGAGCAGCUCAUCGCGGGAAAUAAGACGAACUGCCCUUUUUGCCGGAAGGCCUUUGACGCCAACUCUGCUAACGACCUCGGUACGAACAUUGGUCUUUUAAAGCUUCUGAAAUAUGUCAGCGAACUGGAGAUUUCCCUGAAGGCGACGCCUACAAGCAUAAAAGGCAAGCGUACCUCUGCCUUGCUGAAGAUGUACAAAGCAGAGAACAAGGAAAUCUAUGACGAGAGCGCCGGCCGGUGCACCAAGGCAGUGCAUUACAUCAAGAGGUCGAUCCGGCAAAAUUCGAGCGUCCGAGAUUCGCUAAUAGAACUGACGAAGAUGAUCAGAGAUGAGAUCUAUCCGGCCCUGCAGGAAAUCGAGCACAGGGCAGAAACCCACAUCGGAUUUCUGGGCGAGGAAAUCGACAAGAUGCAGAUGCAGAUGAAGGCGGUUUCUAGGCAGAAGGAAGCCAUCGGAGAGGUUGAGGACAAGAUGCAGGGGGCGCCCAGUUUUUCCCACAUCGACCCCGUCCUGGAGGAGACUGAGGAAAUGGUCGCCAGGACGAAUGACGUCAUGGGAGACCUCAAGAAGUUCCUCAUCAAGAACAAAGAGACACGAGAGGAGAUUCAAAAGAGAACGAAGAAAAUCGUGGACAUGGUGACCGCGGUGAAAGAUGUCCUGAUUCCUGAUAGCGAAAGACAAGAAGAAGACCUAGAAGAUGACCUUGACCUUUCUUCCGAGAUGGUUGCCAUGGCAACAGAAGAGGAUGUGCCUAAACAUUUAAAUAUCAGAUACCUGAAGCAGAUGAGGAAGCCGGUGCAGAGCAGCCUUCAGAAGGGCAGGAUACACGCCGUUCAGGCCCAGCAGGGGAGGAAGAGGUACGCGCAGAUCACCAUCAAAGGGGACAACGAAUUCUGCCUCCACCAUCUCAGGGAUGAAGCCCCCAGUUACGAAUUCCACACUGUCGAUUAUGAUGAGCUGAUGGAAGAGAUCAACACUGCUGCCGGACUGACAUUCUUGGAACUGGGCAUAGGACAGGACUAUCUCGGACGUCUCUUAAUUCGCCUCUCACUUCCCAGUACAAAUAAGGCCCAUCAUUUCUACUUGCUGUGCACAGGUGAGAAGGGACCAUCCUACGCCAACACCAACUGCUUGAAGGUGUGGAACAAGGGCGACGACAAAACAGAGUUCGCUGUCUUUGGUGACUACGAGGAGAACGACGGAUCUGGCGGGAAGGCAAUCAUUCCUGGUGUAGACUGGGAGGAAGAAAACCAAAAGGACGAACACAUGAUGCCAUGGGUCGAAGGACUGGUUGGAGGCAAGUCAACGGAAGCCACCGCUGCCAUGUUUGGCAUCUUCCUCAGAGAUAAUCCUGGCUCAGAAUUGCCCGGAUGCUUUGGGAAGGUUGAGAAGGGACUGGAGGUCCUGACGGACGCUCUUGACAAAAAUCCCGACGUGGGGAAAUGUCGAAUUGUCGACUGUGGAAUUGUGUUUUCAAUGUGAGUGAUGUUACAAACGGUAAAUCUGACUUUCUAGUGAUGCAAAAGCUGUGAUAUGUAGAUACAGCAGAAGAGAUGUUGUAACUAAGAUUUUUUAUAUAUAUUUUCUAUAUACUCGUACAUUUCCAACUGGUAUCUUAAAGUCAUACGUACUUUUCAGUUAGAGUAAGUAAAGAUAGCUAUUCACAACGCUACGUAGGUACUAAGAACAUUUUUAUUUUUUCCUUUUUUGGGGGGUAUUAUGUAAUACAUUUCACAAUUAACAGAGUUCAAAUUUUGUUCAUUUUGCUAAAAAGUGAAAUAAGGGCUAAGCAAUUAUAAUUAUUUGUUCUCAUGAUAAUAAUCACACAAUGUUCUUUAUUUACUUUUAAACUAAGUAAAAUGGCAUUUGGUUCCAUAUGUUAUUCUCUUUAUUAAAUGGAGUCAAGCA
Macrobrachium nipponense is the source of this 2288-nucleotide messenger RNA. RefSeq lists its product as uncharacterized. Gene Ontology annotation, biological process: protein peptidyl-prolyl isomerization. Gene Ontology annotation, molecular function: peptidyl-prolyl cis-trans isomerase activity. The transcript is spliced from 6 exons. The record is from RefSeq and is a predicted model, not a curated record. The coding region runs from base 153 to 1862 and encodes 569 amino acids. Lineage: Eukaryota; Metazoa; Arthropoda; Malacostraca; Decapoda; Palaemonidae.